Molecule: messenger RNA, 2433 nt
Organism: Zonotrichia leucophrys gambelii
Lineage: Eukaryota; Metazoa; Chordata; Aves; Passeriformes; Passerellidae
Gene: ZDHHC16
Product: zinc finger DHHC-type palmitoyltransferase 16
Exons: 9
Coding region: 843-2042 (399 amino acids)
Biological process (GO): protein palmitoylation
Cellular component (GO): Golgi apparatus
Molecular function (GO): palmitoyltransferase activity
Source: RefSeq, a predicted model, not a curated record
GAGCCUGGCACCAGGCCAGGGCGAGUGCUUGGCCCAGGCUCAAAACGUGCCUUGGCAGGACCCUGGGGCAGCCUUGCUGCUUAAUAUUGAUGGGUAUUGCCUGCACGGGUGCCUGGGGGCCCCAGCCCUGCAGAUCGUUUUCCCAUGUGCUGGGCCAGAUCGGGUUCCUCGUCACUCCCAGCAAAGCUCUCAGGCAGGACAAGGGGCUCAGCAGGCAGGGGACCACUGGCCAGGGGCUGUUCCUGGGCCUCUCAUUUGCUGGUGUCUGGCACUGUUCAAGGAUCCAGGCGAGGAGAAAGAGGAAGUGUUGGGACUCUUGGAGUGAGGUUGGGAGGGCAGCCUCUGCAACUUGGUCCAGAAGUUGAGGUGAAGGGAAGUAGCAUCCUUCACUUUAAGGAGGGACUAGGGGAGGAGGGGUAAUCCUUUACUGGCUCCUCCACAUUUUCCUUGUGUGGAUUCCCCUGUUCAUGAACAUGUUGGGAAGGGCUGAAAUCAUCCUGGAAAUGGCCCAGCAUGCUGGAUGUUCAUGCCUUCUCUGGUUUCCUUUGAGUCAGACUCUCCGUGUCACUCCCCCGGCCCCCUCCCCGCUGGGAAAGACGAGAUGGGACCAGAGAGCACCUGAGCCCAGAUGCUGAGGGGCCUGUGCCCCCUGCUCCGUGCAGAGAGACAUCCCGGCGACAGCGGCCCCGCAGCCUGCGGGAGAUCAGCUUCUCCAGUUCGGCAUCCUCAUCCUCGGCAGCUCAGGGGGCUGCACUGCCGGCACCAGCGCGUCAGGGACGGCCAGGCACCAGGGUGGCCUGCCCACGCCCAGCUCCUGUCCCCCCAGGCGUGGUGUGGCAGGGAUGAGGAGCCGGCAGCGGAUGUUUGCCGCCGUGAUGCGCCUGCUGCUCAAGUGCCUGCGGCUGGGGCGGCGGCGGCGCUUCAGGCUGCUGCGGCAGCUGGAGCAGCUGUGGCACUACGGGCACCUCUGCCUCCGCUCCCUGCUCUACAACUCCUUCACCAACGGCGAUGUGGUGCUUGACUCUCUCUUCGAGCCGGUGUACUGGCUGGUGGACCAUGUCACCCGAUGGUUUGGUGUGGUGUUUGUGGCACUGGUGAUCGGGCUGACGAGCUCUAUUGUGGCCAUCGUGUACAUCUGCCUGCUGCCCCUCAUCCUGCAGACCUACACACCUGCCUGGAUAUGCUGGCACCUCGCCUAUGGACACUGGAACCUCAUCAUGAUUGUCUUCCACUACUACAUGGCUAUCACCACUUCACCUGGGCACCCACCACAGGCCAAGAACGACCUCACUGGUGUGUCCAUCUGCAGGAAAUGCAUUGCCCCUAAGCCAGCUCGCACCCAUCACUGCAGCAUCUGCAACAGGUGUGUGCUGAAGAUGGACCACCACUGCCCCUGGCUAAACAACUGUGUGGGCCACUACAAUCACCGCUACUUCUUCUCUUUUUGCCUGUUCAUGACCAUGGGCUGCAUUUACUGCAGCAUCAGCGGCUGGGACAUGUUCCGGGAUGCCUACGCAGCCAUUGAGAGAAUGAAACUGCUUGAGAAGGAGAGACUGCAGGUGGCUGCCAACCAGACAUACUACCAGACCCCACCACCCACCUUCACCUUCCGCCAGAGAGCUUUCCACAAGAGCGUGGUCUACCUCUGGGUCCUGUGCAGCUCGGUGGCACUGGCCCUGGGGGCCCUGACGCUGUGGCACGCUGCCCUCAUUACUCGUGGGGAAACGAGCAUCGAGCGGCACAUCAACAGAAAGGAGAGGCAGAGACUGCAGAAGAAGGGCAAGGUGAGCAGAGCCCACAGCACGGGGACUGGCUGGGGCAGAGCCAGACGUGAUGUGCCUCUCCCUGUCCUGCAGGUCUUCAGGAACCCCUACAGUUAUGGCAGCUGGGAUAACUGGAAGGUGUUCCUCGGUGUGGAUGUGCCAAGGCACUGGCUCACCCGUGUCCUGCUGCCCUCUCCUCACCUGCCCCACGGGACAGGCCUGAGCUGGGACCUGCCUCCGUGCGUGAUGGAGCAACGUGCGCCACUCCUGGCAAUCUGAGGCCCUGUGCUCUGGAAAUCCCUUCCUGCAGGCAGGGGAACCCACUCCACCACUGCAGCUUCCUUUGGCCAAAGUGCCUGGCAGAAGGCUGGCACAUAUCACUGACUGGAGCCAGGGCCAUGGGGAACUCUUAUGGACAGCGUUGGUGCCUGGACACCUGCCCUCUUGGCUCUUGGUGGCUGCAGGCAGCCCAGGGGCAAGGUGGCAGAGCUGCUGUUUCCUGCUCCAGCUGGACGGUGCUGCCCUCAUGAGCACAGGUACGGGCCAGCAUUGGCCCAGCUCAGCUCUCUGAAGGGCUGGGCACAGAGGAUGGCACCCCCAAGUGCUCCCUGGGGAGUCUUUUUAGGACCAUCUAUUAAAUACUGGUUUUUUUUAAGGGAGUCUGUUUUUG